Messenger RNA from Phyllostomus hastatus (greater spear-nosed bat), 4548 nucleotides. It is a transcript of the gene ZZZ3, whose product is annotated as zinc finger ZZ-type containing 3. The record is from RefSeq and is a predicted model, not a curated record. The transcript has 15 exons. Lineage: Eukaryota; Metazoa; Chordata; Mammalia; Chiroptera; Phyllostomidae. Gene Ontology annotation, molecular function: zinc ion binding. The coding region runs from base 702 to 3410 and encodes 902 amino acids.
AAAGGAGGGGACCGGAAGGAGCCGCUGGUGCUGAGGGAAGUGGCAGGAGCGGGAGGCGGGGACCCACCUGGAAGCGCCGUGGCCCCGCUGUCGAGCUUCCUGCGGCGACGGCUACCCGAGCAAUUGCUGUGGCGGGGGCGGAGAGCGGCCACGACAGCGGCACCUCCCCGAGUGGCCCGCGGCCACUAGCCCCGCGAGAAAGAUACCAAGUUGUGCUAGUACACCAUAUAAAUAAUAAAUACCUGAAGUCUCAAUGUAACAUGGACAUUAACAGUGAUGACAGAUAAAUGCAGACGCUUGGGAAUCAAAUACUAGGCGAAACACUUUUAAAAAGUGUAUCAGGCUUUUUAGAAACACAUCUGCAUGAUCCUGUCUGUCUUUAUACUAGUUGAACUCAGCUGCAAGUAUCAUUUCUGUGAAAAUAACUGUUGGCGAUAUCCUUGCCUGGUAAAUACCCUAACGGAUGAUGUUCCUAUAAUAAACGCUGUAUGAAAAGAAAGGAAUUUAGGAGGUUCUAGUAUUCUCCAUGGCUGAAGCUGAAAGUCUGAAACCCUGAUGCCUAAGCUCUAUUCUAGAUCAUAGCUCCAACUCCUUCAGGAUAUAAGGAAAAGAGAUAAUAUUUCCACAAUGAUAGAUCUUUGGUUGUACAGGUUUCCCAAUGAGUGGAUCAUGAUGACCGUAUAGUAGGGACUUGCCAUAGUAUGGCUGCUUCCCGAUCUACUCGUGUUACAAGAUCAACAGUGGGGUUAAACGGCUUGGAUGAAUCUUUUUGUGGUAGAACUUUAAGGAAUCGUAGCAUUGCUCACCCUGAAGAAAUAUCUUCUCAUUCUCAAGUACGAUCAAGAUCACCAAAGAAGAGACCAGAGCCUGUGCAAAUUCAGAAGGGAAAUAAUAGUGGGAGAACUACUGAUUUAAAACAGCAAAGUACUCGAGAAUCAUGGGUAAGCCCUAGGAAAAGAGGACUUUCUUCAGAAAAAGAUAAUGGAGAAAGGCAGGCUAUAGAAAAUUGUGAGAAAAGGCAAACAGAACCUGUUUCACCAGUUUUAAAAAGAAUUAAGCGUUGUCUUAGAUCUGAAGCACCAAACAGUUCAGAAGAAGAUUCACCUAUAAAAUCAGACAAGGAGUCAGUAGAACAGAGGAAUACAGUAGUGGACAAUGAUGCAGAUUUUCAAGGGACUAAACGAGCUUGUCGAUGUCUUAUACUGGAUGAUUGUGAGAAAAGGGAAAUUAAAAAGGUGAAUGUCAGUGAGGAAGGGCCACUUAAUCCUGCAGUAGUUGAAGAAAUCACAGGCUAUUUGGCUGUCAAUGGUGUUGAUGACAGUGAUUCAGCUGGUAUAAACUGUGAUGACUGUCAGCCUGAUGGGAACACUAAACAGAACAGCACUGGUUCCUGUGUGUUCCAGGAAAAAUCAGUAGCUGAAAAUGGGGAUUCCGACACCCACACUUCAAUGUUCCUUGAUAGUAGGAAGGAGGACAGUUAUGUAGACCAUAACGUGCCUUGCACGAAUUCAGAAGUGCAGGUCAAGUUGGAGGACCACAAAAUAGUAACUGCCUGCCUGCCUGUGGAACAUGUUAAUCAGCUGACAACCGAGCCAGCUACAGGCCCCUUUCCUGAAACUCAGUCAUCUUUAAGGGAUUCUGAGGAGGAAGUAGAUGUGGUGGGAGAUAGCAGUGCCUCAAAAGAGCAGUGUAAUGAAAACACCAGUAACGCCCUGGACACAAGACUUGAGAGUAUGCCAGUUUCUGGAGAGCUGGAACCAUCUUCUGUUCUAGACUGUGUUUCAGCUCAAACGAUGUCUUUAUCAGAACCUCAAGAACAUCGAUAUACUCUGAGAACUUCACCACGAAGGGCAGCCCCUACCAGAAAUAGUCCCACUAAAAACAGUUCUCCUUGCAGAGAAAAUGGACAGUUUGAGGAGAAUAAUCGUAGUCCUAAUGAAACAAAUGCAACUGUUAGUGAUAAUAUAAGUAAGUCUCCCACACAUCCUGGUGAAAUUUCUCAGAAUGAAAAAGGGAUAUGUUGUGACUCCGAAAAUUAUGGGAGUGAAGGACAAAUUAAGCCACCCUCAGAGGCAAGACUCAAUAUUGGAAAUUUGCCAUCUGCCAAAGAGAGUGCCAAUCUGCACAUUACAGAAGAGGAAGAUGAUGAUCCUGAUGUUUAUUACUUUGAAUCAGAUCAUGUGGCACUGAAACACAACAAAGAUUAUCAGAGACUAUUACAGACAAUUGCUGUACUUGAGGCUCAACGUUCUCAAGCAGUCCAGGACCUUGAAAGUUUAAGCAGACACCAGAGAGAAGCACUAAAAAAUCCCAUUGGAUUUGUGGAAAAACUCCAAAAGAAGGCUGAUAUAGGUCUUCCAUAUCCACAGAGAGUUGUUCAAUUGCCCGAGAUUGUAUGGGACCAAUAUACCAAUAGCCUUGGGAACUUUGAAAGAGAAUUUAAAAAUCGCAAAAGACAUACUAGGAGAGUUAAACUAGUUUUUGAUAAAGUAGGUUUACCCGCUAGACCAAAAAGUCCUUCAGAUCCUAGGAAGGAUGGAGAGUCCCUUUCAUACUCUAUGUUGCCUUUGAGUGAUGGUCCAGAAGGCUCAAACAGUCGUCCUCAAAUGAUAAGAGGACGUCUUUGUGAUGAUACCAAACCCGAAACCUUUAACCAGUUGUGGACUGUUGAAGAACAGAAAAAGCUUGAACAGCUACUCUUGAAAUACCCUCCUGAAGAAGUAGAAUCUCGGCGCUGGCAGAAGAUAGCAGAUGAACUGGGCAAUAGGACAGCAAAACAGGUUGCCAGCCGAGUACAGAAAUAUUUCAUAAAACUAACUAAAGCUGGCAUUCCAGUCCCGGGCAGAACACCAAACUUAUAUAUAUACUCCAAAAAGUCUUCAACAAGCAGACGACAGCAUCCCCUUAAUAAGCAUUUGUUUAAACCUUCCACUUUUAUGACUUCCCAUGAACCACCAGUAUACAUGGAUGAAGAUGAUGACCGAUCUUGUUUUCAUAGCCAUAUGAACACUGCUGUUGAGGAGGCAUCAGAUGAAGAAAGUAUUCCUAUCAUGUAUAGGAAUUUACCUGAAUAUAAAGAACUAUUACAGUUUAAAAAGUUAAAGAAGCAGAAACUUCAGCAAAUGCAAGCUGAAAGUGGAUUUGUACAACAUGUGGGCUUCAAGUGUGAUAACUGUGGCAUAGAACCUAUCCAGGGUGUUCGGUGGCAUUGCCAGGAUUGUCCUCCAGAAAUGUCUUUGGAUUUCUGUGAUUCUUGUUCAGACUGUCUGCAUGAAACAGAUAUUCACAAAGAAGAUCACCAACUAGAACCUGUUUAUAGGUCAGAGACAUUUUUAGACAGAGACUACUGUGUGUCCCAGGGCACCAGUUAUAAUUACCUUGACCCAAACUACUUUCCAGCAAACAGAUGACAUGGAAGAGAACAUCAUAUACUAGUCCUCUUCAACAUAUAGCAAUGGUAUCAUUGUGAAUUAUGUGCACAGUUUGGAAAGAUUCUCUGCUUUCCCUGAAGUGACACUCACAGCAUGACAGCUUCCUGAGUGUUCUCGUCAAGUCCAGCUCUGCACUGUUGUGGCUCUAGAUCACUGUUCAGCAGCUGAACAUUCCUGGUGAGCUAAGGGUUUCCUUGGUGAGUUUCUCACCACCACCUUAAAGUCUUUUAGGUGGCGCUUAAAUAGGUGAGAUGGAAAUGAGAGCACACAUUAAAAAGUGAGUAAAUUCCAAAGGUUUUGAAGAACUCGGUCAUAAAUAUGAUAAUGAGAAGACAAAAGUAUUUAUAUAAAACAGUUUAGUAGCUUUCAGUUUUGUGAAAAUAGUUUUCAGCACAGAAACUGACUUCUUUAGACAAAGUUUUAACCAAUGAAGGUGUUUGCUUCUAGAAUAUACACUUUAAAAAAAUUGUCCCAGUGGCGGCCUUUGAUGGCCUUUAGUAAAUUGGAGCUGCUUAACCACAUUGAUGUCUAAUUUCUUUUAACCACAAUGAACUGUCCUUAUUACCAACAGUGAAGCACUACAGGAGGCAGCAGUCACAUUGCUUCCUUAACCAGCUCAUGGUGUGUGAAUGUUAUAAAAUGGUCACUCAGAUAAUAUUUUUAAAUGUAAUGUUAUAUAAGAUGAUCAUGUGAUGUGUACAAACUAUGGUGAAAAGUGCCAGUGGUAGUAACUGUGUAAAGUCUCUAAUUCACAACAUUAAUUCUUUUGAAAUACACAGCCUUCUGCCUCUGUAUUUGGAGUUGUCAGUGCAACUCAUCAAAGAAAACUGCCUAAUAUAAAGAUCAUAUAUAUGGUAAUAAUUUCCCUCUUUUGUAGUCUGCACAAGAUCCAUAAAAGAUUGUAUUUUUAUUACUAUUUAAACAAGUGAUUAAAUUUAGUCUGCGCAGUGAGCAAGAGUUCACAUGCAUUCUUUUAUACUGCUGGAUUUUGUUGUGCAUCAUUUAAAACAUUUUGUAUGUUUCUUCUUAUCUGUAUACAGUAUGUUCCUGAAUGAUGUUCAUUUGUCAGGAGAACUGUGAGAAAUAAACUAUGUGGAUACUGUCUGUUUAUAUUGUA